This is a messenger RNA of Leptosomus discolor (cuckoo roller), 1380 nucleotides long. Lineage: Eukaryota; Metazoa; Chordata; Aves; Leptosomiformes; Leptosomidae. The record is from RefSeq and is a predicted model, not a curated record.
GUGGCUGACGUGCAAGUCCCUGCCCCCGGGAGCUCUGGAAAGAAUUGCCGACACCGUGGCGGACCGGGUGCGGGUCCCUUGGUUCUACGGAGCCGUGAAGGUCAACGUCAGCCUCGUGCCGCCUCUCGUUCUGCUGCCGGUCUUCCUCCACGUUGCCGCCUUGCACUUCCUGCUGGGGCUCGUCAUCUUGACGUCUCUGCCCGUGGUGGUGCUGUGGUAUUACUACCUCACCCACAGGAGGAAGGAACGGACUCUCUUCUUCUUGAGCCUGGGACUCUUCUCCUUGGGCUACAUGUACUAUGUGUUCCUCCAGGAGGUGGUUCCUCGAGGCCACGUGGGGUAUUCCCAAGUGGUCGCUCUCACGUGCGGGUUAAUUCUUAUGCUUGCAGCUCUGUCUCGAGCCAAGAAAGACCCUGGCUACCUUCCCAUUCCAGCGAGCAAUGAGAAGUUAUCGCACCAGAGUUUGCCCAACAAGAGUAUUAGAGGGACCCCCAACGGGCUCCAUGGUGUCACCAUGUCGGGAGCUGCCAGCGGCCGUGCUGUGAAUGGGGAGGCCAAAAGCUAUUCCAGGAUGUCAGCUGAGGAGCCAGAAGGUGUGAGAAGGGACUGGUGCACUAAGUGCCAGCUGGUCAGACCAGCCCGAGCAGGGCACUGCCGGCUUUGUGGCCGGUGUGUGAGGAGACUGGACCAUCACUGCGUCUGGAUUAACAGCUGUGUAGGGGAGCAGAACCAUCAAGCAUUCAUCCUUGCACUCUCCUUCUUCAUGCUCACCUCUGUGUAUGGGAUUACAUUGACCCUGCAUACCGUCUGUAGGGGUCGAACUCCAUUUGUGGCAUUGUUCUACUGCCCUGGGGCCUAUUCUGACUACAGCUCUGCUCUGUCGUUCACCUGUGUGUGGUACUGUGCCAUUGUAACAGCUGGGAUGGGAUACAUCCUCCUUAUCCAGCUGUUGAACAUCAGCUACAACGUGACCGAGAGGGAAGCUCGGCUGGCUCUGCGGGACAACACUGGGCGCAGGCUCCUGGGUGGGUUAGUGAUAGACACUGGCCAGUAUAACAGGGGUUUCCUGUGCAACUGGGGCCAUUUCUUGAGCCUGGGGUCUUCUCCUCCACAGCGCUCUGCUGAAGACAUCGUGUGACACCCCUCUUUCUACAGGUGAUGCUGACUGACUUUCUUUAGCAGGGAAACAACCCCUUACACUAGGACUUCCUCCUCCCACACCCUUCCUUUGUGGUCGGUGUAUGGGCUGCCUAUCCCAUCACUGACAACAUCAGAGGCUUUCCAGGCAGAAUGGUUCUUCACGUGCUGUCAGCCAGCAAUAGGAUGCGGAAAGCAGUAAGCCAUAUGCAUAAACUUGGAGAGAAGGAGCCUGCUGCCUUU